Molecule: messenger RNA, 2751 nt
Organism: Trypanosoma rangeli
Lineage: Eukaryota; Euglenozoa; Kinetoplastea; Trypanosomatida; Trypanosomatidae
Product: RNA polymerase-associated protein CTR9
Exons: 1
Coding region: 1-2751 (916 amino acids)
Biological process (GO): regulation of DNA-templated transcription
Cellular component (GO): Cdc73/Paf1 complex
Molecular function (GO): RNA polymerase II complex binding
Source: RefSeq, a predicted model, not a curated record
AUGCUAGCGUAUUCCCAACGGACGCAAGCGACGUUAGACGACGCGCAUGACGCCUUUUCGCGGGGUGAAAUUGAGCACGCCAAGUCAAUCCUUGAUAGCGUUGACAUUUCGGAGGCACACAGCCGGGAGGAGCUGCAUGACCUUUUUGCCAUCCGUUGUGUGCGUGCUUCCAUUGCAGCAAUGGGGGGCGAACGGACGGUGGCAAGUAUCAUGAGCGACACCAUGUCCCACUCGCUGCACCGUCCUGUAGCGCUUUACUUGGAAGGGCUUGCGGCAAUGGCAAGUGGCACAAAUCUUCAGACGGCACGUGUGAAGUUUGAGGAGGCGUUUCGCGCAGAUGGCCACUUUGUGUUAGCGAGGCUAGGACUUGCCGCUGUGAGUUACCACAUGAAACGUUACAAGAAGUCUUUUUCCCACUAUCGCGCUCUUUUGGAAACACUCGGAAGCGCCUGCCCUCCGAUUGUGCGGGUGGGGAUGGGGCUUUGCGCGUAUCACCUGAGUCAUCUGGACUACGCACAGAGAUGCCUGGAGCGGGCCCUAGAGGUGAAUAAGGAUGAUGAGUUGGCCCUCCUGGCGCUCCUUGUGGUGUUUCUUGACCGCUGUCAAAUUCCAAAGGUGAUUGAGGUGGCGCAGCGUCUACGCCACUUGCUGCCAGGGAAUGCCAUGGUGCUGCUCAAGGUGGCGGACCUCGUGUACUUCCGCGCUGUGACACAGAAGCGAGUGAAGGCGGCUGCAGGCUCCAUCCGCCGCCUGCUUGCAGAGGUGCGUCGGGUGGCCACCGUUGAGGAAAGUGCCACAGCGGAUUAUCAGGAAGGCCGAUUGUGUCUUGCUCUUGAUGACCUUUCUAACGCCCGUUUGUUGCUUGAGUCGGCCAUGCAGGUUCUCCCGAAUCUGAUGGCAGCACGGAUUCACUACGCUCGGGCUUUACUCCUCUCGGGAAGGGAAACCGAGGCUGAACAUUUGUUGCUGCGCGUUAACAGGGAUAAUCCUAAUCAAAAGGAGGUCUUGCAGCUGCUGGCGGCCUACGCUUCUCGUCAUGGUCUACAUGAGAAGGCAUUGGAGUAUAGUGGGCGUCUCACGGAGAUUGUGGCACCUGGGGACAUUCGGUCAUGGUCCCUUGCCUCCUGGUGUGCCCGUUUAAAUAAAGAGGAUACAAAAAAGCUCAUGUCGCAUCUUGCUCGGAUUCAACAAGAGGUGGGGGAAUCCGUGUCAAUGCAGUUGCUUGCGAAUAUAGCUUCUAUAGGUGGGGACACUGACGCUUUACAGAGGAUCCUAGAUCGGGAACUUGGGGCGGACUUUUUAAGUCAACCCAACCUACCUGUAGUCUAUGUCCCUUUGGUGUUUAACUUGGCACUCUUGUUAGAGGAAACCGAUCGUACGAGGGCCCGACAACUUUACAUAUACCUUGUAAAGCAGCACGGUUAUUUUCAGCCUCCGUAUAUUCGCCUUCAUGUUCUUGCAAAGGCAGACGGAUUCGUACGACAAGCCGUCGCUUGGCUUGUUUUGUUGCAGCAGAUUGUGCCAGAGGAUCCCACCUCGUUAGCGUCCAUUGCCGAACUAUUUUUUACACAGUCUCGUGCUACUGCAGCAAUGGCGGCACUUCGCUCUGCGAGAGGUCGACCUCUUCCAGUUGCCCUCGCCUUUGGAGCGGUGUUUCUUUGGUGCAGCCAGCAGCACGGCAAAGACAAUCGUCGUUUUUUAGCAAGUGCCAAGGAUCGUUUUACAUUUGUUUUGCGUCGUGAUAAUGGCAAUGUGUUGGCGGCGCACGGGCUUGCCUGUUGCCUUGGUUUGGAGGCAGACUAUGAUCGUUGCCAGUGCCUGCUAGAUCGUGUUGGAGAAGUGCGUCCAAACUGUGACUACGUGCGUCGGCACCAUGAGGCGCACAUGGCCAAUGUAAAGACGCUGAAUGACAGCUUCAAGCAGGCCAUAGACUACCUUGAACGUGACCCGAAGCGAACACCGUUGCAGACAUCUUCGUUGGCGUUUUGUUUGGCGUGUGAAAAUCGCUAUGAGGAGGCCGUUGCAGUGCUCAAUGCGGUUGUGGCGGAGAAUCCAAACUUGCCCCUUCUGCAGUAUAAUCUUUCUCUCUUGUACUGCGCUGCAUUUGUCCAUGCGAUUGCACGCAAGGAGGCGAUCACACCAGAGAAGGCACGGGAUCUCCGCCAGUCUCUUGCCACGGGUCUCUCCAUUGCCUUUGAGUUUGUCCGGCAAGAGCCACGCUCUCAGGCGAUGGCGGUUGCCAAGACGUUUCUCAAGACUGCCUGCGCCUACUGCCUGAAUUUGAAUGAUCACAACAUCGGCCGUCUUAUUGUGGCGGGCCAGCGUGACUCCGCGGAGUACGCGCGGCAGUCGAAGCUUUGGCAGCGUGUGUAUAGCGAGUUUCAAAAGGAGAAGCAGCAUGAAGUAGAGCAGCGCCAGGCUGAGCAGCGGCAACGUCAGGAGCAGGAGCUUCAGGUGGCACGUGAGAUUCUGGACGACUUUCGACGUUCACAGCUUGAUCAGGUGACGAUUCUCGACGAAGAGACACGCACGCGACUCGAGGCGUAUCGUGCUGAGUUUGGCUCUGCCGUCCCGCCUUUCGCCAACGACGCGGCAGGGGAUGUGGUGAGGUCAGUCGACCCGUCUGGAAAUACUUCGACCGCAAUCCUUGGCGGCAUGAACCUUGAGGAGGACGAUAUGGCGUGGGUGGAACCAGCCGGGGUGGAAAAGGAGCUUGAAGGAAAGCUGGGGGGGGCGGAUGCUUCGGCGUGA